AUGAUCGAAGAUCUUUCAUAUUUAAUCUUUAACGAUUCGGUCAUAUUCUAUAAUUUGACCAAUUAUGAUGUUCAAGAUCCAUCAUUUACAAUCUUUUCAUCAUCAUCAAUAUUUUCAUCAUCAGAUUCAGUUGAUUCAUCACAUCCCUAUCCAGUACAAUUUAAUAUAAUACUUGCUAUUAUUGGUACAUUCAUAUCAUUACUUACUGUAUGUGGUAAUGUACUUGUACUUGCAGCAUUUUUUGUCGAUAGACAAAUACGUCAUCCAACAAAUUAUUUUAUAUUUUCAUUGGCUGUAAGCGAUUUUUUAAUCGGAUUUAUAUCAAUGCCAUUUUUAACAUUAGCAAUAUAUAAGAAUAAAUGGGUGCUUGGAUCAUUCUUAUGCGAUAUAUGGUUAUCAUUAGAUUAUACUGUAUGUUUAGCGUCUAUAUAUACAGUAUUGUUAAUUACCGUUGAUCGUUUUUGUUCAGUUAAAAUUCCAGCAAAAUAUCGAAAUUGGAGAACAGAAAAACGAAUUGUUUAUUUGGUGCUUUUAACAUGGCUUGUUCCAGCAGUUAUUUUUUUUGUUUCAACAAUCGGUUAUCCAUUAUUUAGUAAAAAACCAAAUUUAAGUAAAAUUGAUUUACAAUGCGAUGUUCAAUGGAAUAAAAAUCCCUAUUUUAAUCUUGGUCUUACAAUUGGUUAUUUUUGGGUGACACUUUUAGUUAUGUUUACACUUUACUUUUUUAUUUAUCAAGUUGCUAGUGCACUUGAAAAACGUUCACAAGCAAAUGCGAAAAAAGUUUCUAAUCUUAUCGGUAUACCAUCAUCAGCAAUGACAAAUCUUGUGAUAAAUAUGUCGAAAAAUCAUCAACCUCCUCAAACAACACUUACUUCAUCAUCUCCAACAUCAAAGAAAAAACAAUUACAACAAUUACAAUCAAAAUCAUCAACAUUAUCUAAACAAGCAAGUGUUGAUGAUGAUCUAGGAAGUUCACUAAUUCAUAAUGAUAAUAAUGAUGCUAGUACGAAACAAAAUGGACUUGAUCCUGCUAAUCAUUCAUCAUCGAAUGAAACGAGUGGUGAACAUACACCAACAGCAGUUGUUGCACCAAACAUAACUAAUUUACUUGCACUUACGAAAGCUGAAAUCGAUACAAGUAAACAAAUCGAAGAAAACCGAACACUUUUGCUCAAUGCACAAAAUAAAACUUCACCUAUAGUAACAACAACAGCAACAUCAACAACAUUAUCAAGUCAAAAAUCAACUAGAAGAAAUGGUAGUAGUAGUAAAGCAAGAAAAGCAUUACGUACAAUUACAGUUAUAAUGGGAGCAUUUGUUCUUUGUUGGACACCGUGGCACAUUCAUACAAUAAUUCAAACAUUUUGUAAAUCAUGUCGCGAAAGUAUCGUGUUUAACACAUAUUUGUUUCAUGCUUGCUAUUAUCUUUGCUACUUAAAUAGUCCAAUUAAUCCAUUAUGUUAUGCACUUGCUAAUCGACAAUUUAAAAAAACUUAUACACGUUUAUUACGUUUUGAUUUUCGAAAAUUGUAA
Molecule: messenger RNA, 1533 nt
Organism: Adineta steineri
Lineage: Eukaryota; Metazoa; Rotifera; Eurotatoria; Adinetida; Adinetidae
Source: the annotation of a GenBank genome assembly